CACUAUUGGACGUCUGCAGAUGGGCCCAACGCCGGGCCCAGUCAGCAACCAGGGAACGGAAACCCACUCUCAGCCUCCAGGUACUCCAUCCAACGCUCCAAGGCAAGCCUCGUCAACCGGUCGUCACACUAUAAAGUCCUACCCGUCUCUUUGCAAUGUCUAUCACCAAUCCUCUACGUAUAGUUGGUUAGGCGUUCGCCCUCGGACCCAACGCCGGACCUGAUAAAGACGAGCGGUUCGCAGAAGCAUGACCUCAGUACCCCUCGCUCGCCUUCUCCCCCUUACCUCUCGCGCCCUCCGCUCCUCCAGACCAGGCCUACGCUCAGCCUAUCGAGCAUCUGCACCGACUCACGCGUACGUACCGCGAUACAACAUGACCACUAGAGACGUCUCGCACCACACCGACAUCGGCAAGAUGAAGACGGAGGACGACGGCACGUUCAAGCGCAAGCCGUCCCAGUUCAGGGACUGGCUCGAGAAGGGCGGGAAGUUCGAGCCCGAGAAGGGCCGGUACCACCUCUACGUAUCCUACGCAUGCCCAUGGGCGACGCGCGCCUUGAUCAUGCGCAAGCUCAAGGGGCUCGAGGACUUCAUCGACGUCAGCGUCGUCUCCCCGCACAUGGGCGAGCACGGCUGGCCCUUCGCGAGCGCGGACACCUUCCCGGGCGCGGACGCGGAUCCGUUGCACGGCGCACAGCACGUCAAGGAUCUCUACCUUCGCGCGGCGCCCAACUACGAGGGCCGCUUCACCGUGCCCGUGCUGUGGGACAAGAAGCACAGCACCGUCGUGAACAACGAGAGCUCGGAGAUCAUCCGGAUAUUCAACGCGUCGAAGGAGAUCGACGAGGUGAACGACUGGGUGUAUGACACCGUGAACAACGGCGUAUACAAGUCCGGCUUCGCGAGUUCGCAAGCCGCCUAUGAAAAGGCCGUCCUCCCCCUCUUCGCCUCGCUCGACCGGCUCGAGAAGAUGCUCCAGGGCAAGGACUACCUCAUCGGCGACCAGCUCACGGAGGCCGACAUCCGGCUCUUCGUCACCAUCGUCCGCUUCGAUCCCGUCUACGUCGGGCACUUCAAGUGCAACAUCCGCACGAUCCGCGGCGGCUAUCCCGCCAUCCACCUCUGGCUCCGCAAGCUGUACUGGAACUUCCCCGCGUUCAAGGAGACGUGCAACUUCGAGCAUAUAAAGACACAUUAUUACUGGUCCCACCCAAUGAUCAACCCGCACAGAGUCAUCCCUGUCGGGCCAAUCCCCGACAUCCUGCCUCUCGAAGCUUAAGGCAAGUAUCUGUAUCCAUAGGUCAUGAAGGAACACAAGGAACCCGUAGUUGCUUGCUUUGUAUCAAUACUUCCCUUCACACUGUCCCGCGUUCACAAGGUGCACGAGACUAUGAGCAGAUAUCGAGGAAUAGCAAUGUAUACAACGAUGAUCAUGCAGCGCAGUGCGUCCCGUAACGAGUUAUGAGUGUACAGUCAAGAACAUUCCUAUGCAUGCUUAUAGUCAUGUCAAUGCCCUCGUGUCCACCGUGAGUCCUGUUCUUCGUAGUAUGUCCCGAGCAGUGCGGGUUGUGGUCGUAGGUUGUUCAUCGACAU
Molecule: messenger RNA, 1593 nt
Organism: Fomitopsis serialis
Lineage: Eukaryota; Fungi; Basidiomycota; Agaricomycetes; Polyporales; Fomitopsidaceae
Product: glutathione S-transferase
Exons: 6
Coding region: 248-1279 (343 amino acids)
Cellular component (GO): cytoplasm
Molecular function (GO): glutathione transferase activity
Source: RefSeq, a predicted model, not a curated record